AUGUCCACUGCAUUAGGGAACGAUACCAACUACGCUGGUCCGUACAUCUAUGCAGCGUGGGCUUUGACAGGCGUCGCAGGACUAGCCUUGGCCUUUCGGUAUACGACCAAGACAUGGAUUCGAUGGAUGCUGCCUCGUGUUAGUUCCCCCGAAAGAGUAUGGGGCUUGGAGGAUAUUCUGUACGGCGCUGCAUAUGGGUUUGAUAUCGCGCAUAUGGUCUAUAUUCAGCGCAGCUUUGAAAAUGGUCUCGGGAGGCACAUGUGGUUCCUGUCGGAUGCGGAAAGGAACCUCGCGUUGAAGAACGAGUUUAUUUCCCAGCCUCUAGGUGAGUGGUCUUCCUUAUCGGGUGAUGUAGAAACUCACAGCUGUCUUCUAGCUGUUACUGCCUCCAUGCUGAGCCGCUCCGGCAUGAUGUGUUUCCUCUACACGUGCUUUAGCAGCGUUGAUAAGCAGAUCCGCCUAUCCAUCAUUGUAUGCAUGGCAAUACAGGUCGUGGUAAACUCGGUGACUGCCGUUCAGAUUAUCGUGCAGUGCGGCCCCAAUCCCUACCAUGCAGUCAAUCGAGUCAGCUAUUUCCACUACAUGUGGGAUAACCCACCAGCCGAUGGCUCCGUGGGCAACGGACUCGGCUCCAGCACAGCACAAGCCGCUGUUCAGUCGGAUUCGGCGAAUGCCACGACAGGCGCUCUUUCGUCGAAUCUGGCAGACUGUUAG
This is a messenger RNA of Aspergillus fischeri NRRL 181, 714 nucleotides long. RefSeq lists its product as uncharacterized. The transcript is spliced from 6 exons. NCBI's taxonomy places the organism in Eukaryota, Fungi, Ascomycota, Eurotiomycetes, Eurotiales, Aspergillaceae. The record is from RefSeq and is a predicted model, not a curated record. The coding region runs from base 1 to 714 and encodes 237 amino acids.